Linum tenue is the source of this 1512-nucleotide messenger RNA. NCBI's taxonomy places the organism in Eukaryota, Viridiplantae, Streptophyta, Magnoliopsida, Malpighiales, Linaceae. The record is from the annotation of a GenBank genome assembly.
CCGCCAUCUCCAGACCGGCGUGAGCCGUGGAGUAGCGCUCAGUCGAGAGCCGGAGCAGCAAAGGGAAAACGAGGGGAAAAAAAUCCGACGGACUCUGAACCAUUCAGCGUUUCGCCUUCAAGCUUCUUGCUACAUCGCGAGGAAGGGAGAUUUUCCCCCAACAGUUCUCCAUGAAGUUGAAUAGAUUUGCAUCGAUCCCAGUAUGCGGCGUGCUUACGUUAAUGGGUUUCGUUUACUACAUCACGAUCUUCAUCUUCAUCGAAGAUUGGGUUGGCUUGGCCACCUCAGCCGGGACUCUGAAUGCGCUCAUCUUCACUUUGAUGGCCUCUCUCUCCCUUUUCUCUUUCGUCGCCUCUGUGCUGACCGACCCUGGUUAUGUCCCGCCCUCUGCUGCGCCUGAUGUCGAAGCGGCUGCAGUUUUGGAUCCGAAAACCCACAAAGAUAGCUCGCAACUUAGGCAAUGUGAAAAGUGUUCUAGAUAUAAACCUCCAAGGGCUCAUCACUGCCGGGUCUGCAGAGUUUGUGUUUUGAGAAUGGAUCAUCAUUGUCUUUGGAUAAAUAAUUGUGUUGGUCAUUGGAACUAUAAGGCCUUUAUCGUUUUAAUCUUCUAUGCAACUGCAGCAAGCAUCUAUUCUACGGUUGUGAUUAUGAACAGUUCUUCACAUAAAGAUUGGGACUUCGCCGGAGUGCUUCCAUUCAAGAUUUUUUAUAUUAUUUCGGGGACAAUGAUGGCUGGUUUGAGCAUCACACUAAGUACUCUGCUGGGCUGGCAUAUCUACCUCAUUACUCGUAAUAUGACAACAAUAGAGUAUCAUGAAGGAACAAGAGCAGCUUGGUUGGCUAAGAAAUCCGGCCAGAUUUAUCGACACCCUUUCAACAUUAAUAUAUAUGCAAAUAUCUCCUCGGUACCUCUCUCUUUAUCUCUUGCACGCUGCAAGCCUCAUAUUGCACCGACUGUGUAUAUUUUGAUACUUCUGAGUGAAUGCAGCAUUCUUGCACCUGCUCCAUUGCGCCGUUUUGGGUCCGAACAUGCUAAAAUGGUUUUGUCCCACUGCAGUCAGCUACCUGAAAGAUGGAACGAGCUUUCCUACCUCACAUCAGAGUUAAUUCAGUUCACUGGAUCUGUCAGGUAGAAUCUGAAUAUUUUUUUUCCUAUUCUUUACUGGUCAUGGUUGGAGAAGAUGAGUUGAGAGACUGACCGGCGAUGGAAUAAUCUUGCUCUAUGUAAAUAUGGGAGAUCGAGUUUUGCAGCACACUUUAUAGUGAGGUGUUGAUUAUUUUUUUAUGUGCAAUUUUUAAUGCUGUACUGUACUGUUCUGCAAUUGAUCAAAAGAUGUAGAAGUUGUAUAGAGGUUAUAGUUCUUACAAGAGAUUCAUGUUGUGCAUAAACCACCAAGGUUUGCUUGCUUGACUUUAGCUAGGUUCUUAUUUCCUGCCAUCUUUCUAUCGUUCUUCAGAAAAUGGUAUGAACUCACCUGCAUUCCGUUUCCAUGUACCAUUUUGUGUUCAUGC